AAAAAAAAAAAGUUGUGUACAUGAGAACAGCUCAGCUCAACACCUCUCCCUCUCAAUGAAAUGACCUCCCUGUUCUCUUUCUUCUCUCAUUAGCCUUUUGGGCUCUCUGUUUCUAGGGACAUUCCUCCUCGACACACUGCUUCUGUCUUCUCCUUCCUCGUUACUCAUCUUCUCCUUAUAUAUUCACCGUUCACACAAGAAACAGAGAGACUCCAUUUAUUUAAGGCAAGACUCAAAGAAAAAGAUAUAAUGAACACACCAAUUAACACAAAAAUGGUGGUCUCUCACCUGCCUUCUGGUUUUCUCCUAAUUUUAUCUCUAUUUGCUGUUCUUGUUUCUGGGUCUCGAAGAACUUUACCUAUUAUACCAUUUGAUGAAGGAUACACCCAGCUUUUUGGGGAUGAUAAUCUGGUCAUUCACAAAGAUGGCAAGAAAGUCCAUUUAUCGCUAGAUGAAAGAACAGGGUCUGGAUUCGUUUCUCAGGACCUAUACUUACAUGGCUACUUCAGUGCUUCUAUCAAGUUGCCUGCAGAUUAUACUGCUGGAGUUGUGGUUGCUUUUUAUAUGUCAAAUGGAGAUAUGUUCGAGAAGAACCAUGAUGAGAUUGACUUUGAGUUCUUGGGUAACAUAAGAGGCAAAGACUGGAGGAUACAGACAAAUAUUUAUGGUAAUGGUAGCACCAACGUUGGCAGAGAAGAAAGAUACAGCCUCUGGUUUGAUCCCUCUGAUGAUUUCCAUCAGUACAGCAUUCUCUGGACUGAUUCCCAGAUCAUAUUUUAUGUGGACAAUGUUCCUAUUAGGGAGGUGAAAAGAACAGUAUCUAUGGGGGGUGAUUUCCCUUCAAAGUCAAUGUCUUUGUAUGCAACGAUAUGGGAUGGGUCUGACUGGGCUACCAAUGGAGGCAAAUAUAGAGUAAAUUACAAAUAUGCACCUUAUGUCACAGAAUUCAGCGACUUUGUGCUACAUGGAUGUGCUGUUGAUCCAAUCGAACAGAUAUCAAAAUGCGAUAUGGCACAGAGUUCGCAAGCAAUCCCUACUGGUGUUAACCCCUUGCAAAGAAUUAAAAUGGACAAUUUUAGGACAAAGUAUAUGACAUAUUCCUAUUGCUAUGAUAAAGCUCGAUACAAGGUUCCUCCGUCCGAGUGUGUGAUUAAUCGCCAAGAAGCUGAACGGCUCAAAUCAUUUGAUCCAGUUACAUUUGGUGGAGGCCGGCGCCACCGCGGGAAACACCAUCGUCGGAGCCGAUCAAGCCAUGCUGAGGCCAUUUCCAUUUAAGGAAGGUUGCAACACUUGCAUCAUCAUUAUUAUCUUGUUAUAAAUUAUGUUGGGAUCAGUUAUUUUUUGUGAAUAGAGAGAAAGCUGAUAGAUUUUUACUGAGGGAUGGUAGGUAUGGUUGAUGAUGGGGUGGGUGGGUGGGGAGGGUUUGGAUGUCUGUGUAUAGCUUCAUACAUUUAGUUUUCCAGUUGUUUGUUUUUGUCAUUGAUGUUGUCUCUGUGGCUUUACAAAUUGAAUUUGGUGAUGAUUUUCUGAACUUUUGAGGCACUCUCAUGGUUUCAAUAAAUAAAUGCUGGCAUAUGAUGGAGUUUCUACUCUUUA
Messenger RNA from Hevea brasiliensis (rubber tree), 1596 nucleotides. RefSeq names its product probable xyloglucan endotransglucosylase/hydrolase protein 28. The transcript is spliced from 4 exons. Gene Ontology annotation, molecular function: hydrolase activity, hydrolyzing O-glycosyl compounds; xyloglucan:xyloglucosyl transferase activity. The record is from RefSeq and is a predicted model, not a curated record. Lineage: Eukaryota; Viridiplantae; Streptophyta; Magnoliopsida; Malpighiales; Euphorbiaceae. Bases 250 to 1275 code for a protein of 341 amino acids. Gene Ontology annotation, biological process: cell wall biogenesis; xyloglucan metabolic process. Gene Ontology annotation, cellular component: cell wall; apoplast.